Hirsutella rhossiliensis is the source of this 1776-nucleotide messenger RNA. Its product is annotated as fungal specific transcription factor domain-containing protein. Gene Ontology annotation, biological process: positive regulation of transcription by RNA polymerase II. The transcript has 2 exons. The record is from RefSeq and is a predicted model, not a curated record. Gene Ontology annotation, molecular function: zinc ion binding; transcription cis-regulatory region binding; DNA-binding transcription factor activity, RNA polymerase II-specific. Gene Ontology annotation, cellular component: nucleus. NCBI's taxonomy places the organism in Eukaryota, Fungi, Ascomycota, Sordariomycetes, Hypocreales, Ophiocordycipitaceae. Bases 1 to 1776 code for a protein of 591 amino acids.
AUGGUCAAGCCCGAUCCCGACGGCCCGGCCGCCGAGACAACACUUCCGGCCCGGCAACGGAAGUGGCACCCUCGAGUCUUUACCGGCUGUGUCAACUGCCGCCGCCGACACGUCAAGUGCGACGAGCGGACCCCCUCGUGCACAAACUGCACCCGCCUGAACCUGCCCUGCAACUUCGACCGCCGCUUCGUCUUCAAGGCCGUCCCUUCGCCCUCGGGCUCCAAGCGAAGGCCGUCGUCAUCUGCCGAGCAACAAGCCUCGUCGGCCAGUUCCACCUCGGCCUCGCCUUGCAGCAACGAGGACCCCAUCGAAGACGAUGCCGUUGUCGUGGCGCAGGACCGGCCGCCCACGCCGGGCCAGGCCAGGCCCUCUGCUGCCGCCGCAGCCGUCGCACUCGCCCGUCCUGGAGCGGCGGCGUCUCCCCUCGGCUUCGACUUCGCCGUGUCCGGCAGCAUGGUCUCGACCAGCUCCGCCUGGGGCGUUGAGUCGUCCUUCGACCUCGCCCGGCCCGACCCGGCUGCGCAUAUUGACUGCAACGAGACGCUCUACUACCAUCACUUCCUUAGCACCGUUUCCACAUAUCUCAUCAUCUACGACACGCCCGCCAACGCCAACCCAUACCGCAUACUGCCCCAGCUCGUUGGCAACUCGGGCCUGCUCCAGGACACCAUGAAGGCCCUCGGCGCCAUGCACCUGUCGGGCCUCCGCCACGUGCAGGACCAGCGCAUCCACCGCAGCGCGGCCAUGAAGGCGUACGGUAGCGUCGUCACAAGGCUCCGAGAUGCCGUUUCGUCGGGCCACCAGGCCAACCUAGAGCUCCUGGCGACGAGCCUGCUCCUGUGCAUGUUCGAGAAGAUGUCCUCGACCGACGACUCGUGGAAGAUCCACUUGUUGGGGGCCGGACAAAUCUUCCAGUCCAUGUACAGCCCGCGCACGACCCUGCCCAACAGCGACGGCGCCGACGGCCUCGGCGUCGCCGCCAACCUGCCGCUCCGGCGCUUCCUCGUCUCCGUCAUGUCCUACCUCGAUGUCGCCGCCGCCUGCGCCACCGGCGGCGGCGCCCUCAUCCCGGGCGACUACUGGGAGACGCUGGGCGGCGGGUGGGAAUACAACCUAGGGGUCCCCAGCUUUGCCGAGACGCGCAGCUCGGCCGACCGGACCAUGGCCCAGCUGCGCAGCGCGUGGUCCCGCGUCAUGUCCAUCCAGACGGACAUCAGCAAGUUUGUCAAGCUGCUGCAGUCAGGGGUAGACGGCCGGCAAAGGAAGAUUUUCCACGACGACAUUGAUCAUCGCAUAAAGAACUGGCACAAGAGUGCCCCGGACAUGUUCCUGCGACUCGAGGGCAUGGACGCGAUACCCGAAGGCGCCCCAGAGGAGGAGGUGGAGGCUCUGACGGCGACAGCAUGCAUUCAGUGCUACGCCCUGGCCUGCACUGUCUAUCUUGAGAGGGUCUCCACGAGGAGAAUCGGGAGCGCGGCCUUUGACCCGGAGAUCAAGAAGAUCGUGGACAGGAUCGUGACACUCAUCCUCACCUUUUCUAGGGGCAUCAAUCGGCUGGCGAUACUCUGGCCCUUUCUCACGGCAGGCAUCGCCACGGUGGAAGUAGAGCAGCAACGCUUGCUGCGCGAGUGGUUAUUGGGAAUGAAGAGCUUUGGCUUCAAGCAUGUUUGUCGCGUCUUGGACACUCUCGAGUACUCGUGGGAACAGAUGAGGCAGUACGGCGGGCUAAACUAUGACGAAUUUGAGGUUAUGAUAUCUUCCAACUUGGUUCCUUGA